AUGGCAGUGGACACCAGCCACACUGACCAAAGCUUUCUUCCCUUUCCACUCAUCACCUUGAGCUUUAUUGCUGCUGCUGCUGCUGCUGCUGCUGCUGCUACUGCUAAUGACCUACAUUCACCACAACUGCCAGCAGUCUUGGCUUCUUUUGCAGGUGCAACACAGGUGAUUCACGAGCGGUUUCGGAACAUCACAGCAGGAGAAAAUGUCACUUUGCAAUGUCGUCUGGCCAAAAAGCACGACGUUGUUCAGAUCACCUGGCAGCAGGAGCAGGGGGAACAAGAGACCAACAUGGCUACUUACAGUGAGGCUGGUGGCACUACAAUACUGAGCAAAUUCAAAAGAAAUGUCCACAUGUCCCAAAGUGGACUGAUGGUUUCUGCCAUCACCUUCCAUGCUACACUCAAGGAUGAAGGCUGUUACAAGUGCAUCUUCAAUGUAUUUCCCAUAGGACCCAUCACAGGCAGGACAUGUCUCAAGGUCUAUGCUCUAACACAACCCCAAGUGACGGUGAAGAGUGUAUUGGAUCCAGGCAAUCCUGAAGAAGAAGUGCUGGAGAUAAGCUGCUCAGCAACAGGGAGACCAGCUCCAGAGAUCACCUGGAAGGUCACCAAACCUCUUCUGGUGGAGCCAAAGCAAUAUGUCACCCAGCACCUAAACCAGACAGUGACCGUUGUCAGCGAUUUUUCUUAUGUCUUCCUCAAAGAUGUCUGGGACAACACAAUAACCUGUGUUAUUCAUCAUCCAUCUUUAAACACUGAACAAGAGGUGACUUUACCUGGGAUUAUACCUGGGAUUAUACAUGUUCAAAAUGAAGAUCUGCUGCCAGGAACUUCUGCCACUAUUGCAAUUUGCAUUUUGGUGGCCAUGUUUUCCCUUGGUCUAUUGCUCUUUUUUAUCUGGUACCGUUGGAGGAGGCUACACCCAGCCAAUGAGAAGCAAGACCUUCUAUGCAUGGUUCUUUCUGUAUGUCCUGGAUGCACGACGGGUGCAAGAUAUUCCUAUACUCAGGAACACGUUGUAGUGGAACCAUUUCCUGAAGAAAGCCUUCUGAACAGAUGAAAUAUAUUUUGGACAAACAACGCCAGACUUUUAAGAAUGUGAACUCAGAAUGUUUCUGUGCGAACAGAGAAUUGCCUGCUGGAUUCUAUAUUAAGUUCAUAUAAAAUCUUCAGUAGGAUCUUCAGGAAUUAAGCUACAUUACCCAAUAUUAUGACUAUUUAUUGGAAAAAUCUGUUUCUAUAGACUAGAAUAAUAAAAACAGAACAUAUUUAUUUGCUACAUAUUUUAUGCAUUGUGGCCACUGGAAUUCUGAAACUGUGAACUCCGAGGGCCAGUUUGCUGUUGUGACACUUAAAAAUGCAGUGGAAAUUCAAAUGAAAAAUGACUCAGUCCAUCUGAUAAAAGUGAGACAGACAUGACUGGCUUGAAGAUAAAGUUCUGAUUCUGUUGCUGGGUUAAGGGAGGUGACAUGUAUGGAAAAUACAUACCAAAAUACUUCAAGACCAUUAAGGGAAAAAGGAAACUCAUUGAACCUUUUUACAUCAUGUGUAUAUAUGUGAGGCAGUCACAAUAAAACAGCUCACUAAAUAUUGAGAAAGCUUGGGUGUAUAUGUUAUAUUGGUGAAUCAUAAUAAG
This is a messenger RNA of Podarcis muralis (Common wall lizard), 1638 nucleotides long. The record is from RefSeq and is a predicted model, not a curated record. NCBI's taxonomy places the organism in Eukaryota, Metazoa, Chordata, Lepidosauria, Squamata, Lacertidae.